CUUUCUUUGAUUUAAACUACCGCACCAAUCACCAUUGAUACGUCAACCUUCACUUGAAUCACAUUUACUACCCCUUAAUUUGAGCUCCUUUUAUUUCUUCAUUUCUUUGCUUGAAACCAACGAAUCACCAUAUACAUCAACAUCACUUCCUUAUACCCUUCAAUUUUACCACUUAAUUUUUAUCCUUCCUUUCUUCUUAUAAUCUUUUGCUUGAAAACCAUCAAUCACGAACAUGGAACUAGGGUAUACCGCACCACCAGUAAUUGUAGGAUAUGAGGACGAAGCGGAAACGCUCCUCAACCGACUUUUAGGAGGACCAAAAGAAUUAGACAUUGUACCUAUAGUCGGAAUGCCCGGGUUGGGCAAGACGACUUUAGCUACAAAACUAUAUUCUCAUGAAACAGUAAUCCAGCAUUACGAUGUCCGUUCAUGGUGCUGUAUUUCACAAGUAUAUGACCGGAAAGAGGUAUUAUUAGGGUUUUGGAGAGAACUCGGUAUUCUGAAUACUGCAAAAAAAGAAAAUGAUCAUACUGAAUUAGCUGAUGAGCUACGUAAUUUUUUGAAAGGAAACCGUUAUCUCAUUGUGGUAGAUGAUUUGUGGAGUAUUGAUGCAUGGAAUGAUUUACGUACAAUUUUCCCCGAUGAUAACAAGGGAAGUAGGCUUGUUUUGAUUACUAGGCUCGACGAAGUAGCUUCCUAUGUCUCAACUAAUCCUCAUCAUCUUCGAAAUCUUACAGAAGAUGAAAGUUGGGAGCUAUUGCAGAAAAUAGUAUUUGAGGAUCAGGAACGUUGUCCCCAUGAGCUUGAAGAGAUAGGAAAUGAAAUGGCAAGAAAUUGUUCUGGAUUACCUCUUGCAAUAGUUUUGAUAGCCGGACUUCUCACGAAACGAGAAAAGGAAGAAGGUUAUUGGAAAGAAAUCGCUCUUAAUUUGAGUACAAAUGUUUUUCAUGAUGUGAAAUGGUUAAUGGAGAUAAUCGAAUUGAGUUACGAAGAUUUGCCACUUCAUUUGAGACCAUGUUUUCUGUACUUUGGAACAUUUUCUGAGGAUGCACAACUUCCAGUACAUAAACUGAUACAAUUAUGGAUAUGUGAAGGAUUUAUACCAUAUAAUGAGUUGAAGAGCAUGGAUGAUGUUGCAACUGAUUACUUGAUGGAUCUUGUUGGGAGAAACCUAGUCAUGUUUGCAAAAACAAGUUAUUACUUGCGUAGACCCCAACUCGUUGGUGUUCAUGAUCUUUUACAUCAAUUUUGCAUGGUAAAAGCUGCAGAAGAAAUUCAUUUACGACGGUUUCGCGGAUCUCAAACGUAUGAUUAUGAUCAACCUCAAGUUGCAACCGAUAUGCCUUCUCGACUUGUUGUUGAUCGCUCAAAUGAUUUUAUGAAGUGUGAAGGUAUUCAUUCGUUGCGCUUCACUUACUAUACUUGUAUAAACCCUACCAAGCUCUUUCAAGACUCCUUCGAAGCUUUCAAAUUACUAACUGUAUUGGACUUGGAGAAAGUCAAUGUUGGCAAUUCAUUUCCAUAUAGAAUUGUGUUCUUGAUUUGUUUAAGGUACCUGGAGAUAAGUGGUGAUUUUGAGGAAAUUCCAUUAGAUAUAAGUUGUCUUGUCAAUCUAGAGACAAUGAUUAUCCAUUCUAAUCCUAUCGAGGUUUGCACGAAGUUACCAUACACCAUAUGGGAUCUUGUUAACUUGAGACAUUUGGAAGUUUACGGAUGGUUUCCAGACUUUGAUGAAAUUUCACAAUUAGAAAAAUUAAGAAAUUGUUACGGAUUUCUAAUUUAUCUUUCUCGUGAUAUGCCUAUUAUCGCUAAUGGACUAUCUAAUGUUGUAAAUUUGAAAUGCACGAUUGGUGAUUUGGACUAUGAUUCGGAUGAUGAUGAUGAAAAUGCCUAUGAUUCAGACGAUAGUAGGUUUUGCGAACCAAUUUUUCAGUCUUUAGAUCGACUAGAAUCACUUUCGUUCAAGAUUGAUACACAACGUGCACCUUUGCGACGAGCAAUUGGAUUUCCAUCAAGUCUAAGAAGAUUAGAACUGCUUCUUUUCCCGUUUAGUGAUCCUUUGAGAAGUUUUUCGACUAUUGGAGAGCUACCCAAUCUCGAAAUAUUUAAUAUAUACAGCUGCUUCUUUUAUACGAGCAAAUGGGACGUUGAUGACGGAGAAUUUCCUAAGCUUAAAGUGUUGAAAAUCUUUCUCAUGGAUGAUAUUGAAUGGAAUGUUUCAGCUAAUGCUUUCCCGAGCCUCCAGCAAAUAUGUUUGAGUUAUUGUAGAAAUGUAGAGAUACCUUCUAGUUUUGGGUGUUUGAAUUCACUAAAGUUUCUUGACGUGCACUGUUGCUGCAAAUAUUCUACGGAAGGUGAUAAUAGAACAACUGAGGAAUCUGCUAUGAGAAUUAAGGAAAUGCAAAUUGAAGAGAUGGCAAAUUUUGAUUUCAAACUCAUUAUAUCAGAAAAUGAUGAGCGAGAUGAUUAUCUUUUGACUUUCUGAUAUUUUUGUGCCAAAGCUACCUAAAUUGUACUCUCUUUAUCCCAGCUUAUGUAACAUCUUCGCUCUUUAAAUAAUCAAAUAAACAUUUUCUUUUGAUUAUGUCAUAACUAAUGUUUAACCCAAAAUAGUUCCAGAGGAUAAAACACAAUUUGUUUUUAAGGAGGUCACUAUCAAGCGAUUGUCACACCACCCUUCCACACCUCCUAAGCUAAGAGCCGCCGGCCAUCUCCCUUACUACAAAAAAAUCAGCCGCCCACCUCCACCCUAAGCGAUCAGCUGCACCACCGAGCUGCUCCUUCUUCUGUCUUGAAACAGCAGAACUGCGCCGUCCCCCCGCUUUCUUCUCUCCUCUCACCUCAAUCUCCACAGACAAUACUCAGUCACCCUCUCACAUUUGAUGCAUUAUAGACGAAAUUAGAAUUUCUGAAAUUUAGAAACAAAGCUUCUGGAAAACAAGAAGAAAUAGGAUUUUUUUUUUGAGCUCUAAGUACUCGUUUCUGAUUUGCAAAAAAGGUUUGAAGUUGAUCUCGCUGCUUUGUUGUUGUUUCUGUGGCUGGAUUUGCCCCUCGAUUUUAGAACUCUAUUCGGUCAAAUUCGUUUGUUCUUGCUAUUAGUCACUGCUGCUCAGUUGAUUUUUUGAGACCGUCGCCGAUCGCCGUCGGAGGUUCGAUGUUCGAGGAGUAAUUUUUGUUGCUGUUUUCCCUUCCCUGUUCAAGUUCGUAUGCCGGAGAUUCAAGGUCCAUCUCUUCUAUCUCACUCUCUGCUUGAAAUGAAUUAAUGGUUGCUUGGUUGUCCGAUUCGUUAUCCUCUAUGUUAUUCAAUGUCAAAAUGGAUUUAAACUUGAUUUGCUAUCUGGUUCUUAUUUCUUU
Molecule: messenger RNA, 3354 nt
Organism: Nicotiana attenuata
Lineage: Eukaryota; Viridiplantae; Streptophyta; Magnoliopsida; Solanales; Solanaceae
Product: putative late blight resistance protein homolog R1B-14
Exons: 2
Coding region: 233-2485 (750 amino acids)
Biological process (GO): defense response to other organism
Molecular function (GO): ADP binding
Source: RefSeq, a predicted model, not a curated record